Molecule: messenger RNA, 3681 nt
Organism: Peromyscus leucopus (white-footed mouse)
Lineage: Eukaryota; Metazoa; Chordata; Mammalia; Rodentia; Cricetidae
Gene: Ttk
Product: TTK protein kinase
Exons: 22
Coding region: 742-3333 (863 amino acids)
Biological process (GO): chromosome segregation; meiotic spindle assembly checkpoint signaling; peptidyl-serine phosphorylation
Cellular component (GO): nucleus; spindle; kinetochore
Molecular function (GO): protein binding; ATP binding; protein serine/threonine kinase activity
Source: RefSeq, a predicted model, not a curated record
CUGGGAGGAGGUGGGGGGCUCCUGGCUGCCCCCCCCCACCCCCGGCGCCGCAUUUCUGUCGUGACCUUGAGCUACUGCGUUGUGGAGAAUCGCUGGCGAGAGUGACAGGAAGAAAGGCGGCCGACUGCUGAGCAGCUGCGAACACGGUCAUACAGAUGAGCUGGGCAUGUGCGCAGUACUGCGACAGGACCUUAGUCCUUGGGUUAGAAUGCCAGAGGCACAAAUCACGGUUUUGUCCGGGACAAAACUGCUGAAAGCCAGUUAUCACUAGAAGGAUGACUCUUCUGUGUAGUACUCUCAAUGUCGGUAUUUACUCAGAGUCGGUAACCAAAGGGGCAGCUUAUUCUCAUUACCUAACGGGUUCCUGACGUCUCCACUGUCACUACCAGAAUUCAAGAAAAUACCAUCUUUCUCUCGUUUUUAAUGAUGGAAUCUGUAGACGGCCCAGAGAAAAUAAUUCUGGAAAAAAGUGAAGGGAAGACAUUCAGAGAAAUGAAGUUUUAAAGGACAUUUGCUGGACAUGGUGGUGUAUAUAUUAAUCCUGGCACUAGGAAGGUGAACCAAGAGAAUGAAGAGUUAAGACCAGCCACAGCGACAUAGAGAGAUCAAGGCCAUCCUAGGCUACUUGACACCCUGACUCAAACACACAAACAAAACUCAUGGGUAGCAUUUGUGUGUGUGUGUGUGUGUCUUCCAGAUACAUACGGUGUAGCCUCACUGAUAGUGUAUUGGGAAGAAUAGAUGUGUGUUUGGCUCAUUGAAACUUUUCUGGUGAGUUACAACUUAGAAAUGGAGGCUGAAGAAUUAAGUGGCAGACAAUUGACAAUUGAUUCCAUAAUGAACAAAGUGAGAGAUAUUAAAAAUAAGAUAAACGAAGACCUUACUGAUGAGCUGAACUUGAAUAAAGUCUGUGCUGAUCCUACAGAAACUGUUAACCAAAUUAUGAUGGUGGCAAACACUCCAGAGAACUGGUUGAAUUUCUUGCUGAAACUAGAGAAGAACAGCGUCCCCCUAAAUGAUGCUCUUUUAAAUAAGUUGAUUGGUCGCUACAGUCAAGCGAUUGAAGCACUUCCUUCAGAUAAAUAUGGCCAGAAUGAGAGCUUUGCUCGAAUCCAAGUCAGACUUGCUGAAUUGAAAGCUAUUCAAGAGCCUGAUGAUGCUCAUGACUACUUUCAAAUGGCCAGAGAAAACUGCAAGAAGUUUGCUUUUGUGCAUGUAUCUUUUGCGCAGUUUGAAGUCUCUCAAGGCAAUCUUAAAAAAGGCGAACAGCUUCUUAAUAAAGCUGUGGAAAGUGGAGCGGUCCCGCUGCAGAUGCUGGAGAUUGCCAGACGCAACCUACACCUCCAGAAAAAGCAGCUGCUUUCAGAGGAGGACAAGAAGACUUUAUCAGCAUCUACAGUACUUACUGCCCAAGAAUCAUUCUCCAGUUCACUUGGGAAUUUACAGACUAGGCACAUUAGUUGUGAUUCCAGAGGACAGCCUGCUACAGCCAGGAUUUUAUAUGGAGAGAACAUGCCUCCCCAAGAUGCAGAAAUAAGUCAACGAAAUCCCUUAAAACAAAGUAGCAAAACUAAACGGUCGUGUCUCUUUGGAAGAGUUCCGGUUAACCUUCUAAACAGCCCAGAUUACCAUGAGAAGACAGAUGGCUUGGCCGUGCCAAAUCUUACAAAAAGAAAGCUAUCUGGAUCAGAAUACCGAGAUUCAAUUACAACUGGAUCCAAACCAAGUGGAAAUGAUUCCUGUGAAUUGAGAGCUUUAAAGCCCAUUCAAGCUGUCCAUUUCAAAGACUCUCUGUCCAAUGAAAAAAGUUCUGAGCUUAUUUCUGAUUUAGUAGCCUUGAAGAGUAAAACAGAAUCAAGUCUUCUAACAAAAUUGGAGGAAAAUAAGGUGCAUCAAGAACCAGAAAUUGCAGAAAGAAAGCACAAACCAUGGCAGUCCACAAGAAAGUCAGAGUGUGUGAGCCAGAACCAGUGGCACAUUCCGGAUGUAACCCCGAAGACUCUUAAAGAGCAGAAGUGUGCCACUGUUGAGCAACUUCCCUUAUCAGUUUCAAAGCAGUCACCUCCGAUGUCAGUUUCUAAACGGAUUGAUCCAAAGUCUGUCUGUGAGACGCCUAGUAGCAGUUCCUUGGAUGAUUACAUGAGCUGUUUUAAGACUCCGGUUGUAAAGAAUGCCUUUCCACCUACUUGCCCAUCAUCGACACCUUACAGCCAGCUUGCCUCCCUCCAGCAGCAGCAGCAGCAGCAGCAGCAAGUACUCAGUACUCCUCUUCAAACCUUACAGCUUUCAGGAUCCUCGUCAAUAAAUGAAUGCAUUUCCGUUAAAGGAAGAAUUUAUUCCAUAUUGAAACAGAUAGGCAGUGGAGGGUCGAGUAAGGUAUUUCAGGUAUUGAAUGAAAAGAAGCAGAUAUAUGCUAUCAAAUAUGUGAACCUAGAAGACGCAGAUAACCAAACUAUUGACAGCUACCGGAAUGAGAUCGCUUAUUUGAACAAACUACAGCAACACAGUGAUAAGAUCAUCCGACUUUAUGAUUAUGAAAUCACAGAGCGGUACAUCUACAUGGUAAUGGAAUGUGGAAACAUUGACCUGAAUAGUUGGCUUAAAAAGAAAAAAUCUGUCAAUCCAUGGGAACGCAAGAGCUACUGGAAAAACAUGUUGGAGGCAGUACACACAAUCCAUCAGCAUGGCAUUGUUCAUAGUGAUCUGAAGCCUGCUAACUUUCUAAUAGUUGAUGGAAUGCUAAAGCUAAUUGAUUUUGGGAUUGCAAACCAAAUGCAGCCAGAUACGACAAGUAUUGUUAAAGAUUCUCAGGUUGGCACAGUUAAUUACAUGCCUCCAGAAGCAAUCAGAGACAUGUCUUCUUCAAGAGAGAAUGGUAAAGUCAAGACCAAGAUAAGCCCCAGAAGUGAUGUUUGGUCUUUGGGGUGCAUUUUGUACUAUAUGACUUAUGGGAAAACACCAUUUCAGCAUAUCAUUAAUCAGAUCUCUAAACUACAUGCCAUAAUUGACCCUAGUCAUGAAAUUGAAUUCCCUGAUAUUCCAGAAAAAGAUCUUCAAGAUGUGCUAAAGUGCUGUUUAGUAAGGGACCCUAAACAGAGAAUAUCCAUCCCUGAGCUGCUCGUACAUCCAUAUGUUCAGAUUCAACCCCAUCCAGGCAGCCAAAUGGCUAGAGAAACCACUGAUGAAAUGAAAUAUGUUCUGGGUCAACUUGUUGGUCUGAAUUCUCCUAACUCCAUUUUGAAAGCUGCCAAAACUCUAUAUGAGCGCUAUAAUUGUGAAAGUCAAGAUUCUUCCUCAUCUAAGACUUUUGACAAAAAGGGAGAAAGAAAGUGAUACACAGUUACUCACAAACCAAAACACUAACUCUGUCGUCUGCUGUAUGGAAUCUCUGUGGAAACUACCUUAAGAAACAACCUUGCCUGAGUUUCAUCAGUGAAAAAACGUCAGUACAUUAUCCUCAAAAGAAAACUGUAAAGUUAACCACUAAUGGCACUGUAUAUAUUAAAUUAUAGAGUUGUGCUUUGUUUUAUGCUUUUCUGUAAAUCUAAUCUGUCCAGUAACAUUUCACGCUUGGAGCAGUGGGGGGACACUGGAAUGUUGAAGAUCUCUGUAAAUAAGAGGAUGUCUUAUUCUGAAGACCUAAUGUAAAUAAAGCUUAUCAACAUGAGAGUCACCACAGUC